AUGCAUCCAUCAGCAUCUCCUGUGUUGAAACUCCCCGUCGAGCUCAUCCUGGCCAUCCUCCUCGUCCUGCCCGACAUCUCAACCCUGCAAUCCAUCGUCCUCGCGCACAGCUGGUUCUACCUCGUCUUUCGCGAAAACCGCGAUGCCAUCAUAACGCAUCUCCUGACCACGCUGGUUUCCGCGGAGCUGCUCCCGCAGGCCCUCGCCGUGCGGGAAUCGUCUCGCGUCCAGUCCUGGACGGACGACAAGGUCGCGAGGGUUCUCGCGCGGUUCCGUGACGAUCGUCGUAUCGUCCGGCUUCUGGGGCUCAGCCUUGCGGAUGCGCUCGCCAUCGAGAGCCUGCAUCGCUGCGUCUGUUCCUUCGUGGACAAGUUUGCGUCGGCGGCGUUGUCGGUGCACCCCUUUACGGAGCGUCCAGAGACCCCGUCUCCGCUGUCUGUGUCCGAAUGGCGACAUGUCGCGGGCGCCUUUUACCGAGCAGAGCUUUGUACGAACCUCCUUCGCCCGCGCGAUGGGCAGGAAUCCGUCCUGGGUGACGACAGCAAAGUGGCGUUUCCUUACAGCGGCGUCCCCGGCGUCAAGGACGUGUUGCUUCGGCAUUUCCACAUCUGGGAGAUUGAGCAGCUCGGCUGUGUUGGCGAGUUUGUAUAUCGCGAGCUGGGAAGACGUUCGGGCGGAGAUUGUGGGAUCUCCUGGGGCCGGUCUAACCCCGAACAUACGGAUAUCGUUGUCUGGGAGAGCCAGAAACGUCAAUUCUUCUGGCGUGGCCUGCAGUUCUUGCACUCGCUGUUUGCUUCGGAGAGCGUCACCAAGCGCUGUGUGUUCUUGGCCACUAAGUUCCAUUCGAGUCGAUAUUACCUACAGAAUGCUGCAUGGCACGCAGAUAGUGAAUGGGAUAACUCUCCUCAGAACAUAUCUGACGACACCGACCACCGUGUGGAAGUCGUCUUUGGCGCUCGCCUGAACGAGGAUUCCGGACACAGGGCCAGCGGAGGCAUUUGCAUGGGUGUCAGACCUCCUGCGACGAACGGACGUAGUCUGCAGUCUCACGCCUCUCAGUUUUCGUGA
This is a messenger RNA of Rasamsonia emersonii CBS 393.64, 1068 nucleotides long. RefSeq lists its product as uncharacterized. Bases 1 to 1068 code for a protein of 355 amino acids. The record is from RefSeq and is a predicted model, not a curated record. Lineage: Eukaryota; Fungi; Ascomycota; Eurotiomycetes; Eurotiales; Trichocomaceae. The transcript has 3 exons.